This is a messenger RNA of Clarias gariepinus (North African catfish), 8399 nucleotides long. RefSeq names its product DNA (cytosine-5-)-methyltransferase 3 alpha a (gene dnmt3aa). The transcript is spliced from 24 exons. The record is from RefSeq and is a predicted model, not a curated record. Gene Ontology annotation, cellular component: cytoplasm; nucleus. Gene Ontology annotation, molecular function: methyltransferase activity. Gene Ontology annotation, biological process: negative regulation of DNA-templated transcription. Lineage: Eukaryota; Metazoa; Chordata; Actinopteri; Siluriformes; Clariidae. The coding region runs from base 357 to 3164 and encodes 935 amino acids.
CUCUCCCACCGUUUUUAGGACCCUGCGGAAUCUCUUCCGGUCUGACGUCCUCUGCGGCGGCGCGUGAGAGAGCCCUAGUGAGCGAGCCACCGGGGCCAGCGGGAGAGAGAGAGCGAGAGAGAGAGAGAGAGCGGGAGGGAGAGAGAGAGAGAGAGAGAGCGGCCGCGGAGGGAAGACGGGACGGGGCAGCGCGCGAGCGACAACCGGAGGGGGGCUCAGGCUUGGGGCCGGAGAAACGGGGAGAAGGAGGAUCUGAAGGACGGAAGGUGGAUCAGCAACAUAGCCCCGGAAUAACUUUCUUUCUCAUCCGCGUUCAUUUCUAAAUGCAUCUCAGAUAGUCCGAUACUUUGGUCCCGAUGAUGCCGUCCAACACCGCCGCGCCGACCCCCGAGUUCAAAACCUCAGACGUGGACUGCGAGGCAGCGGCGAAGAAAGCGAGUUCAGUGCAAGAACAGGAAGUGUGUGAGAUCAUGCAGGAAGAGGCUGUGGUGGACACUCCGGCUCGCAGAGUGGGGCGACCUGCUCGCAAACGCAAACCUCCAACGGACCACCAGGGGUACUAUGGAGUAGAGGCCAUCAGCAGAAUGCUUAGAACGAGCCAGGUGGACAGCUGCGAGUCUCUGAAGGGGGGUGUGGCUGGUGUGAAGGAGGCGGAGUGUAACGGUGAGAACGAGAACGGAGUUUCCAGAGGCGCUCUGCAGGGGCACGACUCUUCCUCCGACUCCUCGCAGCAGAACGGCUCGGACAAGGCCGAUCGGGAGGAAAGCUCCGCCCCCUCCACGCCGCGGAAGAAACGUGGGCGACGGAAACUCGAGCACCCCGAGAAACAUGUGGAGGAAGAUGGCAGCAGCAGUGACACCAGUAGAGGAGAGGGCGACAGUGGACGUGUGCGGACUCGUGAGGGUAGAGACAUCAGCCUCCGGCGCAGACCCGUGCCCCGGAUCACUUAUCAGGCCGGAGACCCGUUUCAUAUGAGCAAGAGAGAGACAGAGGAGCUGAUCGCCCGCUUUAAAAGAGAGGAGGAAGAGAAGAAGGCCCACCUGACGCCACUCAUGAACGACACCAUGGGCGACCAAUCAGAAGACGACGCUCCGAGAAAUGAGGAGCAGCCGGCGGUCAGCAGCGUCCCACCCACUCCUGCUCCACAGACUCCGCCCCCUCAGCAGCAGCACACGGAUCCCGCUUCGCCCACGGUCGCCACGACGCCCGAGCCCGCGCCUGUCCCCGUCGCCUGCGGUAACAAGGAGCUGCGCAAGUCGGUGGAGGCGGAGCCAGAGUACGAUGAUGGGCGCGGCUUUGGGAUCGGGGAGCUGGUGUGGGGGAAGCUGCGCGGGUUUUCCUGGUGGCCCGGCCGCAUCGUCUCCUGGUGGAUGACGGGACGCAGUCGCGCUGCAGAGGGAACCAGAUGGGUCAUGUGGUUCGGAGAUGGAAAAUUCUCAGUGGUCUGCGUGGAGAAACUGUUGCCGUUGAGUUCAUUUUCUACUGCCUUUCAUCAGCCUACCUACAGCAAACAGCCCACGUACAGAAAAGCUAUCUACGAGGUGCUACAAACGGCCAGUACACGGGCAGGGAAGCCGUUCCCGGUGUGUGUAUCGACCGACGACUCUGAUACGGGGAAGAGCGUGGAGCUGCAGACCAGAGAGAUGAUCGAGUGGGCGAGUGGAGGAUUCCUGCCUACCGGGGCCAAGGGCCUGGAGCCUCCACCUGCCGAGCGGAAUCCCUACACUGAAGUCUAUCCUGAAAUGUGGGUGGAGCCAGAAGCAGCAGCAUACACCGCUCCACCGACCAAGAAGCCAAGGAAGAGCAAUUUGGAGAAACCUAAAAUUAAAGAGAUUAUAGAUGAAGGGACCAGAGAGAGGCUGGUGUACGAGGUACGUCAGAAGUGCAGGAAUAUCGAAGAUAUGUGUAUAUCCUGUGGAAGUCUGAAUGUCUCCCUCGAACAUCCACUUUUCGUCGGAGCCAUGUGCCAGGGCUGCAAGAACUGCUUCCUGGAGUGCGCGUAUCAGUACGACGAUGACGGCUACCAGUCCUACUGCACCAUCUGCUGUGGGGGGAGAGAGGUGCUCAUGUGUGGGAACAACAACUGCUGCAGGUGCUUUUGCGUAGAGUGUGUAGAUCUCCUGGUCGGUACCGGAUCAGCCCAGGUUGCUAUAAAUGAGGACCCAUGGAACUGUUACAUGUGCAGCAGUAAAGGUGUGUUUGGAAUUCUCCGACGCAGAGACGACUGGACAUCGCGUCUCCAGCUGUUCUUCGCCAACAACCACGACCAGGACUUUGAGCCUCCUAAGGUCUACACUCCUGUAGCAGCAGAGAAAAGGCAGCCAAUCAGAGUGCUCUCUCUGUUCGAUGGCAUUGCUACAGGUUUUUUGGUGCUAAAGGACCUGGGCAUCCAGGUGGAGCGCUACGUGGCAUCCGAGGUGUGCGAGGACUCUAUUACGGUGGGGAUGGUGAGACACCAGGGCCAGAUUAUGUACGUGGGAGAUGUCCGCAACGUCACGCACAAACACAUUCAAGAGUGGGGUCCAUUUGACCUGGUGAUCGGCGGAAGCCCGUGCAACGAUCUCUCCAUCGUCAACCCCGCCAGGAAAGGACUCUUUGAGGGCACCGGGCGACUGUUUUUCGAGUUUUAUCGUCUGCUACACGAGGCCCGUCCUAAAGAAGGAGACGAACGACCGUUCUUCUGGCUCUUUGAGAACGUGGUGGCCAUGGGAGUGAGUGACAAGAGAGACAUCUCACGCUUUCUCGAGUGUAACCCGGUGAUGAUCGACGCCAAGGAGGUGUCUGCUGCCCACCGCGCCCGCUACUUCUGGGGUAACCUGCCGGGCAUGAACAGGCCGCUAAGUGCCAUGGUGAAUGACAGACUGGACCUGCAGGACUGUCUGGAACACGGACGCACAGCCAAGUUUGAUAAGUUGAGAACCAUCACCACUCGCUCCAACUCCAUCAAGCAGGGCAAAGACCAGCACUUCCCCGUCUACAUGAACAACAAGGAGGAUAUCCUCUGGUGCACUGAGAUGGAAAGGGUCUUUGGGUUUCCUGUGCACUACACGGACGUGUCCAACAUGAGCCGCCUGGCCAGGCAAAGACUCCUGGGAAGGUCGUGGAGCGUCCCGGUGAUCCGGCACCUGUUCGCGCCGCUGAAGGAAUACUUCGCCUGUAACUGAAGCCCCGCCCCCUCCGAGUCACGCCGUGCCAUCCCACGACUUGCUCCGCCCCUUCAUUUGCAUAGCAACAAAACUCCACCCUUCUUACAUUUGUUUUGGUAGAUGCCUGAUGACUUACUGGUGCUAUUCAUCGAGAAAGGAAGAAAAAAAAAAAGAUCACAGUUCGUCCGACCUCACGUCUCACUUUAACGUGUCGGCUAUUUAUUGAAGACUUCAUUACUUCUUUUUUUUAUCUUUUAUUUUACAGACUUCUACAGUGUCAGAACGAUCGACAUAAUUCAUCUGUGAUCUCACACACACACAGCUUCUCUGACGAGAAAGAGACAUGCCUGCAUGAGUGUGUGGAUGCCAGCGUGUGUGUUAGUGUGUGUGUGUGUGUGAGCGAUUGAGUGAGUGCGUGUGUGUGAGAGAAAGAGAGAGAGGGGGAGGAUGUUCGUCUCUUUGAGCACAAAGCAGAUUUGGGGGUAAAAGCAUCUUUGAAAACUAAUCCCACACACACACACUAUCUUGGCGUCAUUUACAUCUAGUCAAGUGGUGCAAACACACACACACAAAUAGACAUACAUACACACACACACAAACCAGCUGAUACACUGUUUACAGUUAUGUCAUGGUACUACACAACAAUACAACUCCUGUACAGCUCAAAUGCUGUUACAACUACGGUGCUCUCUCUCUCUCUCUCUCUCUCUCUCUCUUCUUCUACACCUCCAACACCAGACCACCCCUCUCCUCAUCUUUAUCCCUUUAUCAGUUCUCCCCCACUUCCUUACUUCUUCCUUCAUUCUUUUCCUCCAUCCUUUCUCUCUGUCUUUCUCACUUCUCGUUCUCUUUGUCUACCUCUGUUCUUUUCUGACCCUUUCUACUUUCUCUUUCAGUCUCCUCUCUCCUCUCCUACUCUAGUGUACUGAUGUUCUCCUUCUGUCCUUCCUUCAUCUUCAUCAUCAUCAUCAUCAUCUCUCUCUCUCUCUCUCUCUCUCUCUCUUUUGCUUCAUUUGUCGCUCGCUUUCUGGCAGCAAUACUGAUGCACAGCCACACUUGAGGCCUUACUGCUGGGGCACAUAGUGAUUGACUGAUUAAAACACACACACACACACACACACACACAGGAUUUGAAAUACUUCUACAGUUUUCUACAUUACAGGCUGAUGCAAUACCAAUACUUCUGAAAAUGGUCCAGAGAGAAUGCUCUGUAUUUACAUACACAUACUUACACACACACAGACACACACACCUACGUCUCAGAGAGCUGCUGCGCUUCCAGCCCAGGCCUACAGGGGGCAGCGGCAAAAUACAAACGAAUCUAUUUCCUUCCACAAAGCACUGUGGUGAUGCUAGAGACCACCAGCGGAACUCAUUUCUACUGUAAACCACAAGGUUACGUCCGACUCCGCCAUUUUUACUGUACUGGUGCCGAUGUAUGAGUGGAAGAGUGGGUGUGUGUGUGUUUGUGUGUGUAUGUGUGGAGAAAGCGUGCUCCAACUUUAACAUGCUUUGAUUUUUGUCCGGCUGACGGAACGAUCAGAAAUCUCUCUCCGGGGUGCUUUCUUCUCUUCCUUUCCUUUCCUUCCUGGUUCUGGGCUCAAGCUAGCAUUAAGCCUGUACGCUAAUCCCAGGUUUUUAUUUUAAUUAGGCACAUUUCUACCACUAUAUCAGAACCUUCUGAGGAACUAAAGGGUUCCAGAACUAAACCGAACCAGACUUAAGCAGUUCCUGGUCAGCUUUAUUAUUUUUUUUAAAGUUUCUUUGGUUCCUCUCGUAGAAAUGUGCCUGAAGUUUUUAAGUUCCUAAAAUGUCGCUGGGUUCCUGUGGUAGACCCCCAAAGCUUAGUUUGAACAAGUUGUUCAGCUCCUGAGAAGGUUUCUGCAGUGGACACGAAAGCUAUAGUUCUUCAAAGGUUCCCAAAGCGGAAACGAGGCUAGAAUGCAAAAACGGUUCCUGAAAGGGUUUUUACCCUUGACAUUCCCCGGGGUCUUUAAAAUCUUUCUGCAGUUAAAGUUUCUGGGUUCUUAGAAAGGUUCCUAGGCUCGAAACACGCCAAAAGUUUGGUUCCUAAACAUCAUUUAGGCCUCCACAUUUUUUGAAAAGCCAAGUCCCUGAACAGAACCCGAAGUUCCUGUAAAAGUUCCUUUACUGGAAUGUUGAUCUUGAAUUCUGGACGUCAUGAUCCAGGAUUUUUUACUUCUCCAAUACAGUUCUCUCCUCCCAGGGAAUUCUGGGAUAGUGGCCUCUGCUGUGUGAUGUCGUAAUAUCUGGUCACAAGGUGCUCCCAGAAUUCCUUUAGUUUUUGGUGGGUGUGGCCUCGUGGCGUGGUGUGUAGGUGCUUCACAAUGUGCGCACACCUUCCAGUUACGGAUUGAAACAAUAUCUGGGUUACUGUAUUCUCUCCAUGCUGUCGUCGGAUCGUUGGGAUGCAGAGUGACACUCUGGUGCUUACAGAAACUUCCUGGGGAAGCCGGGAUUAUCCGGUGGGCGUGGCCUCCGGUGGUGUGUUGGUGCUCAACAGCGUGCACUCACCUUCCAAUUAUCGCUCUGGAUAAUCGGAUCUGGUUUACUGUAUUUUCCCCAUGCUGUUGUACACAUCGUUCAGAUCGGAGGUCAGCGGGGUGCCCUGGUGCUUUCUGGUGCUUUCUCGCGAUCUUUAUCGUUGUUGUCAUUGUUGCUUUAACCCCCGGCUUCCCAGAUUUUCAAGGGUGUCGUUGUGUAGUAUUGUUACGAGAGGCUAAUCUCUCUGACCUGAUUCGAAGGCAGACCGUAGAGUAAAAACUUUUUAGGCCAACUUUCCAGACACAGAUUCUCCACAGGCCUUUUGCAGUGCUGGUCCUUGCUUCAUCCCCCAACCUGCACCCCAAUCUACCCCCAACCAACACCAGUGAGUUCCUUAUUAGAGUCUCCUCUUCUUGACUGUGAAUGACCUCCUAGCCUUCAGUAGCUAAUCUUGCUAAUGUCUAUAACCACUACUGAUGACAGGAAGAGAAAUGCUAGCUGCCACCUCCCUGUUAAUUCUUUAAGCAGUGCUUUUCUUCAGAUGUCCCAAAAGAAAGCUGGGGUCAGAGCACUUGGGGUCAGCCAUAAAAUGGAGCAGACAGUGUUAACAGCCUUGCUUAAGGCCCCAACAGUGGCAGAUUGAUGGAGCUGGGUCAUGAACCCCUGACCUUCUGAUGAGUAACCCAGAGCCUUAACCCACCAAGCUACAACUGCCCCACUUGUUAGCAAGACGGCUAUCAUCGGAUUAUCAAGGGCUCUUUGAAUGUGGAGACAGAACUCUAGGUGUUGCUGAAGAGUUCCAUCACUUAUCUAGUUUUGCAAAAAGAGAGGGCGUUCAUCAAACAACGAAUCAUAGACUUCGUGAGUAUCCAAUGCAUACUCGCUAAAGUGUUUCAACAGAUGUGAUGCCGUGAAUCACAUUCAAUCCAAUAACCAUUCGACGCUCCACAAAGAUUGUACGAAAGUGCAAUUACACUGGAGAGUGCAAAAAACCAAUCAGAAUGCAGCCUUCAAGAUUGUGAAGCUUAUGGCCAGAUAAAAUGCACAUCACAUACUAAGACAUUUCACGAGUCAAGACGCUGUGACUCUUUAAGGGUGCUAAAUUCACAGAGAUCUUUGCAUUGGCCAGCAAAGAAAAACCCAAGUGCUUUCUUUAAGACAUUUUUGUUAGCCCCUUAGGGACAUCUUUGGAUGUUUGUAAAAAGCAUGGUUUCGUCACUAAUUAGCGAGGACCAGCACUGUCCACGACUGAUCAUAGCGUGCAUUUAGGAAAGUGGUUCCGCAUCAGCGAAUCACCAUUCAGACAGAUAAACUCCAGAAGCUGAGCUAAGCCUGGUUUUCGGAAAAAGAUGCAUUAGCCGCUCGACGCAUCGAAUAAAACUCAGGCCCACAUGCGUUCUUUCCAGACUCACUUUCUGUGCGGCCGAGACGGGAACUCCAUUCAGCCGAGUUCAGUGGUAAUCCAACUGUACAUAGAUAUGCUUUUUUUUUUUCUUUUCUUUUCUUUAAAGCAUUCGAUCAUGUUUUGUGCUCCGGGUGUGUUUCUCAAUCCGUAUAGGCUAAUGUCAGUGUGAUCCUAGGCUGUGUUACCGUAGCUGUUGUGAUUAGGAGACUGGCAAAAGGCAGAGCUUGAUAAUAGUAAGCUGAAAGGCGGUGGUGCUGAUGAUGAUGAUGAUGUGUGAAAAGGGGGCGUGUCAAUCCGCCGUCACGUCCCAACAAAUUUUCUUUUCCUCUUUCUUUACGUAUUUAUGAAUUGUCUCAAACGAGAGAGGACGAAUUCACAAGCCAACCGAUACCCAGUUUCGCAGCUUUAAAGGAGGCGAUCCUUUACCGGGUUAUUUUACAACUCAAAUCUUUAAAGAGAGUGAAAGGGUUUCAAAAAAUAAUAAAUAAAUAAAUAAAUAAAUAAGGUGCUAUACAAUUUAUUCUUAAAUGAUUAAAAAGAAAUAAAGAAGUGAAAAUAUAUUGUUGGAAUUAAGGAUUGACCGGUCUUGACAAUGACUGUUUUUAUGUUGUCGUAGUAAUGAAUUUAAGAAAAAGAAAAAAAAAUGAAAAAAAGCACUAUUAUUUUACUCUUUUAUGAAUAUAUUAACAAAUGCAUUUUAACUUUGUACUUGAUGAUGAUGAUAAUGUAAAAGUAGAAAAAAAAAAGAAUAAAAAGGAGAAAUUUCAUGUGUUUUAGCCUAGACAUCACUGUAGUAUGAGCGUCUUGAUGAGGAAGUCAUUCUGUUAAACAUCCCGAAGACUCCGUGCACUGAUACCUAACUCGCUUUAUCCUUGGCAGCAAAAACCCACAUUACCCAACAUUCCUUGCUCCAUAUAGUCUGGCUUUUGUUGGAUCUGAUUGUAAUGUUACAUUGUGUUUAUAUAUAUAUAUAUAUAUAUAUGUAUAUAUGUAUAUAUAUAUAUAUAUAUGAUUGUUGUUGCCUCAAUAUUUAUUGACUACAGCCAUGUCCUAGUUUCUGUCUUUCAUAUUUGGUCUGUCAGAUGCAUCCGUCUCUCUCUCUCUCUCUGUCUCUCACUCUCUCUCACUCUCUGUCUCACUCUCUGUCUCACUCUCACUCUUUUCUUCUUCAUGCUCUCUUCAUCCACAGCUGUGGUUCUGCUGUUAUUUGCAGACGCCGUGAAGAGAUGGACAGAAAGCAUGAAAGAAAGGAAGAAAGACAGAAAGAAAGAAAUAGAAUGACUCCUUUUCUUAUGUAUUUGUGCUGGGGAACACUUGAAUUAAAUGUACUGUUUGUGUGCAAA